Molecule: messenger RNA, 640 nt
Organism: Metschnikowia bicuspidata var. bicuspidata NRRL YB-4993
Lineage: Eukaryota; Fungi; Ascomycota; Pichiomycetes; Serinales; Metschnikowiaceae
Gene: VMA10
Product: H(+)-transporting V1 sector ATPase subunit G
Exons: 1
Coding region: 13-348 (111 amino acids)
Biological process (GO): proton transmembrane transport
Cellular component (GO): vacuolar proton-transporting V-type ATPase complex
Molecular function (GO): proton-transporting ATPase activity, rotational mechanism
Source: RefSeq, a predicted model, not a curated record
ACCCCGGCCACCAUGUCCUCUAGCAUCCAAUCCCUUUUAAAAACCGAGAAGGAAGCUGCUGCCAUAGUCAGUGAGGCUAGAAAGUACAGAACCGAGCGGUUGAAGUCUGCAAAGGCGGACGCUCAGAAGGAGAUUAACGAGUACAAGGCCCAGAAGGAAAAUGAGUUGAAGAAGUACGAAAGUGACCACGCUGGUUUGAACAGCAACGUGGAAAAAGAGGCUGAGGCUGUUGUUGAGAAGGAUUUGGCCGACAUCCAGCAGAAGUACGCGGAAAAGAAGGAUGCUGUCAUCAAAUUGUUGGUCGAGGCCGCCACAAAGCCCACGCCAGAAUUGCACAUCAACGCUUAGAUUCGUCAUGCUGAAUUCCUAAUUUUCUGGCAAUCCCAGUUUAACCAGACAUAAGAUUUAUAUAUACAGGUGAUAUUUUAAACCAGCAGAUGCGUCUGCUAGCUUGCUUGCUUCGUAGACCUUCCACAAAUAACUCCGUGUGCACUGGCACCUUGAUAAGCUCUUUUAUAUUGUUUCUAAGUAAAGCUUUUCUAUCAAGCACCACCUUUGGCCAACUUUUUGAGCGCAUUCACCACUCUCCAGAACCGGGUGUCGUAGCUGGCAAUGUUUAGACUACUCACAAACCUCCAUG